AUGUCGGAAUUGCGACGCCGCAAGCCGUCGGCGGCGGACACCGUCGCGGCGAAACCGCGCGCGAGCCCCUCGUGGUCCCAAAUCGAGCAUCUCAUCUACAAGGUGUUGUUCAAUCGCCUCACACUCGUCGCGUUCUACGCGUUCUGGUUUCUGUUCGGCCUGCUCGUGUUGCGCAAAACGCAAAACGCGAUCGCGGCGGUGCGCUACGUGAAGAGCCACUCGGAGACGGUGUCGUUGCGGCUCAUCGAGGAGUCGCGCGAGUUCGCCGAUCUGAUACGAACGCUCGACGAGCGUUUCGCGCGACCGCCGGCGAUAUUUCUGCUCAACCAGUUCGCGCUCAACAUGACCGACAAUUUUUUGUGCAACACGGCGACACUCAACGGCACCCACGAGCGAUUCAUAUUCGUGACACUCGACACGGUGUCGAGGGACAAAAUCCGAAGCCGCUGGCCGAAUAUUCAGCAAUUCCAUUGGCCGACGCCGUCGCUUUAUAAGCCGUUCUCGUUUGCUGAAGGCCGCUAUCAGACGAUUUACCUAUUGCGUUCGAAUUUGGCGUUGGCGUUGAUUCGAAAGGGCAAAUCGUUUUGGAUGAUGCAGCAGGACACAUUUUGGCGCAAAAAUAUUUUCGAUCUCAAUCUGGAAGACGACAUGUCGUACGAUGCGAUUUUCGAUCAGCUUGGCGACGGCGCCAAAUCGUUGCGGUCCGAAUGGGUGAAUGGCGCCAAUUUCUUCAUUCGCGCCAACAACGACACCCAAUUGUUUUUUGAGCGAAUGUCGGACAAAUUGGCGCAUUGGUACACGCCCGAUAUGGGCAUCAUGAUUCAUCAAUGCCACACGUGGGAGAGGCCCAAAUGCGCUUAUAUUCCGCACACAAUCGUCUACUCAUGGGAAUGGAUGUUCACCGAGCAAAAGAAUCCGCCGUACCUGAUGCAAUUGGAUUGCGAGACCGACGGCGGCUCGAAAUUGUCGCAAUUGGGCAAAUACGGCUUCCAUUUCGUCACCGCCAACGGCACGUGCGAUUUCGCGAAAAUCGAGCAGGCCAAAUCGCGAAUGGAGUCGGGCACCGUCGAAGUCAAACAAUUCUCAUCAUGGGGACGCCUUCAAUUCAAAGCCUAUUGAAUCUCCACGACUACCGUAACCCGACAGUACACACCCACCAAAAUUGGCGAUAAUUGGUUUGAGGUUCCAAUUAAGAUAUAUGAUGGCGGAAAAUUGACAAGCAAUUUGGCGAAACUUGAACUCGGCGAUCACGUUGAUUUUCGUGGUCCCUACGGCGAAGCGGAAGCGCGCGAGAUUCGAAAAAUGACGAGAAUGGUGUUCAUCGCCGCCGGCACCGGCAUCGCGCCGUUCAUUCGAAUCAUCGACGCCAUUCUCGACGAUGACAACGACGAGCAUCGAAUUCGAAUCGUCUAUUGCGUCGCGACACCCGCCGACAUAUUGUUCGGCGCCAAAUUGGCGCAAUGGGCGAAACACUGGAACGUCAAAAUCAGUGUGUUCGCGUCGCGACGCGUCGCCAAUCCAACCGCGUCGUUUCAUUUGAUCGACGUCAAAAUGAAGAGGUUCGACGAGUCGGAUUUCGCGGACGAGAUGCGACGCGUCGAUGGCGGCACCAUCGGCAUCAUUGUGUGUGGUGGCAGUGCGUUCGAGAAGGACGUUCUCAAUUGGUCGCGAAAAUCCAACCAUGAGAAUCAUUUCGUCAGAUUUGCCCCGUGA
Molecule: messenger RNA, 1713 nt
Organism: Caenorhabditis bovis
Lineage: Eukaryota; Metazoa; Nematoda; Chromadorea; Rhabditida; Rhabditidae
Source: the annotation of a GenBank genome assembly